UUAUAAUUGAGCCAAAGUGAAAAUUGGUCUAGAAAACAAUCCCUGAACUGAGCUGUGUCACUCCAAAGCAAAAGUCAAGAAACAAAAUAUAUCAGUGAUUGAUUUGAACGAAAUGAUACUUUGAAAUUUACGACUCCAAAUUGGGAAAAGUACAAAUAAAACCCUAAGCAUUUCUUCGUCAUCAAUUUUGAUGCCAUGGAAAUCACUCUUCUCUCUUUCAGUUCUCCAAUCCACCACCGUCUUCAUAAUUGGUAGUCCUUCCUUUCUUAUUUGCAUUUCUAUUCUUCCCAACUUUUUCUUUACUAUUGUGUGUUUUUUUAAUCUACAGGCCACAAGAAAGCGAGAUUCUUUGGGGAUCCUCUUCCACCCUCCUGUGUACUCACUCGUGGAACAACUUAUAAGCACCCAGUUUUGAGGAUUUCACACAAGGCUCCUCAAUGUAGCAUGCAAGGAAUCUCUAAGAAGCUUGAAAAUGUACCAUGGCUGUUUGGUAGUCCUAAAUUUAUUGUUCAGAAUAAAUUUCCCAGAGAUGUAGUUGUUAGAUCUGAACUACUUGCAGCUGGGUCUGCUGAAGAGGCUAUUUUACCUGGUAUGUAUAAUAUGUUUAUUUGAUUAGAGUUUUUGAUUUAUGUUAUGGGAGACUGAUUUAUUUUGUCAAGUAUUGAUUAUCUCUUACUUGCAGAGCUUGAAAGUGGAAUCUAAAGUCAGGGGAGCUUGCUUUUAUGUUGUCACAGCCUUCAGUGUAUUUCUUUUUGUGCUGAUGAUGGGACAUCCAUUGGUACUCCUGUUUGAUCGCUACAGAAGAAAGUUCCACCAUUUUAUUGCCAAAGUGUGGGCUACACUGGACUGUGCACCAUUUUCAAAAUUGGAAUUUAGAGGGAUGGAGAAUUGCCAACCUCAGAACCCCGCUGUGAUAGUUUCGAAUAUUCAGGUUUUCUAGACAGCUUAUACUCUUCUUACGUUAGAGAAGAGAGCUUCAAGUUCAUUAGCAGACUGGAUAUAUUUCUUUUUUCCAAUAAUUGGGUGGGCAAUAUUUUUUUUGGGUUGUAUUCCUUUGAAGCGCAUGGACAGCCGAAGCCAGCUGGUAUUCUUUCUCUAUUAUCAACUAGUAGUGCAGUUCAUUUUAAACAGAGCCUCUGUUUUUUUCUUUCCAGAGGGAACACGCAGUAAAGAUGGACAAAAACUAGGCACAUUCCAGAAGGGUGCUUUCAGUGUAGCUGCAAAGACAAAUACUCCACUCGUUCCUAUUACCCUUAUUGGAACUGGUCAAAUCAUGCCUGCAGGAAAGGAGGGUAUAGUGAACGUAGGAUCUGUGAAAGUAGUUAUACAUAAACCCAUUUUUGGAAAGGAAUCUGAUGUGUUAUGUAAAGAGGCUAGGAAGGCAAUCGAAAGUGUACUGACUCAAAGCUGAGAAAUAGACUGCAAAAAUGUGCUUCCUGAAGUGACCUAAUGUACUUAUACAAUCAAAUGCCUGCAUCUUCGUUGGAGAAUGGAUUCUCUCCUUUGAAAUUUGAAAUGAAAGAUCAUCCUUUCCUUAGGUGGGACUAUCUUAUCAUGUUGGAACACCUGACAUUUGUUCUUCAGGAGAAAGUAGGAGGUUGCAUUGCACUUACAGAAGGAUUUUUAGAUGUCAGCAUCACUUAUGCUUAAGUUUGGACUUUUCACCUUUAAUGAGAAGACUUUACACAGGAAAGUCAUUUACUGACCACACACAUAACAUAUAUGUGCCAGCAAAAAGUAAAUCACCUGUUCAACUAAUAAUGGAUUGUUGUCAAUGUACAAAAA
This is a messenger RNA of Vigna umbellata (rice bean), 1785 nucleotides long. The record is from RefSeq and is a predicted model, not a curated record. NCBI's taxonomy places the organism in Eukaryota, Viridiplantae, Streptophyta, Magnoliopsida, Fabales, Fabaceae.